Molecule: messenger RNA, 2736 nt
Organism: Bufo gargarizans (Asiatic toad)
Lineage: Eukaryota; Metazoa; Chordata; Amphibia; Anura; Bufonidae
Gene: CYSRT1
Product: cysteine rich tail 1
Exons: 2
Coding region: 582-1010 (142 amino acids)
Source: RefSeq, a predicted model, not a curated record
UGGGGCAGGCAUGGUUGUAUGUGGGCCACUGUAUGGCACCAUUAUGUGAGGUUAUUAAUAGGACAUAUGGUUGCUGUCAUUCGUACCAUCCAUGUGUCCGGCUGAUCUGAGGAGAUGUUUUUCUGCUCGUUAUUAUGUUUCUGAGCGACCAGUCGCUCAGAAACAUAAUAAACGCAGAAAUGUGAUUGGUUGCCCGGGGUGCAGUGUGGUCGGUGGACAGGUCCUGUAUACGUCGCCCUCAGGACUGGUAUUUACAACCAGUUUGGGCAGCUGAGUGUCAGCAGGUAUCCGGUUGUGAUUGUUGGUCCCUGCAAUCCUGCCCGGCCUGUUUGUCCUGAUUGUCUUGGCACUGCCCCAUCUUCUGGGUUACAGUAGUAAUCUGCAUACAGUGUCAUUCAGCAGGGGGAGGCCCGGAGGACAGAUGCUGCGUCUCCUGACAUACACGUCUCGGGGGGUCGGCUGUAUAAUGGAUCGUUAUUGGGGACUAAAACUACACCGACAUCAAGUGAGAGGUAUUGCUGUCCAUAAAGAGCCAUCGGCUGUUUAACUGAAAACACAACCUCGAGGCUUCGAGAUCCAAGAUGGAUAAAGGGGUCAGCGUCCAGAAUCCUUACGCCAGCGUUGCCAUCCCUCGAGCACAGCUGAAGAGCAGCUUCACCCGUGACACUCUCGGCAGCGAUCUUGAUGGGGUAGUGAUUACCAACCCCUCCACUGUGCCAACUUACCCUCCGUACAUCAAGCCGGAUGACAUCAGCAGCAGCAGCAGCAGCAACAACCCAAACCCUAACUCGCCCAACGGCAACAGAAUCCGCACGCAGGAGUCGUGGAGAGGACCUUACAACCCGUACGCCAGCAAUAGACCUCAAAAUGGAGGCCACAGCGAUAACAUGUACACCAUCGACCUGGACAAACGCUACAAAGAUACGGGCGCCGAUCAGAACGCCUGCUGCUGCUAUCCGUAUUGUAAAUGUUGUCCGUGCUGUCGGAAGUCCUGCUGCGUUGUCUCCUAAUACACGCUGACACUUACCCGAGCCACAAAACCAAAACGACUGAGCAAAUCCAGGGGGAAACUGUUCCGUCUGGUCACGUUGGGUACGAACUUUGGACCUUUUACUCGUCUACCAAAGAGUCAAAGCAAUGACGAGGAACUGGUCUAAUGCUAAGGUGUAGAUUCAGUGGCCAAAUUAAGCUGGUGGUGACUUCCGAAAACAAGUCGUCCAGUGGAUCGUUCAUUGUAAUGAUAUAGUAUUCAUAAUGCCAACAUGUGUCAAGAAAUUUUGAGAAAUAUGGACUCCAGCCAUCCAGUCCUAUGAAGACGUUACCUGUAUUGAGGACACUCUUUGUCCUAGUUGUUUAAUUAAAGGGGAUGCUCACAUUUAGCCAAUCCUGCCCAAAAUAUGUCCUUUAGAUCCAUCUAGAAUCCUUUCUACUGUUUUAUUAUAUGCAGGUAGUCCCUGAUACAGUUAAAGGGGUAUUCCCAUCUGGGACACUAGGAUAUGCCAUCAAUGUCAGAUAUGUGUGGGCCCCGCUCCUUUCUCCAAAGUGCACAGAUUGCAGCCGCACAAGUGCAACCUCCCUCUGUUCACUACUAUGGGAGUUCCAAAAACUCUGGCUCGACCAUUUCUGAGGCAGUGAACAGAGACUCUCCAUUCAUCACUAUAGACUUCUGAAAACAGCUGAGCACGCUCAUUUGGCUUUUUCGGAACCCAUAGCUAAAAUUAGAGAGUGUGCUGCGCAGGUGUGUUGUUCAUGCCUUUGCUUCUGGUGCCCUGUUUUCUAGAUAUGAGCGGGUCCCAGACAUCGACUACCUGUCAUUAGCAAUAUGCCAUCAGUGUCCCAGAUGGGCCGAUCCCUUUAAGGCCUCGUUCACACUUCAGUGUUUGGUCAGUGAUUUGUGAGCCAAAACCAGAAGUGGAGCCUCCACAGACAUGAGGUAGAAGGGAAAGAUCUGCUCCUGUUCUGUGUUUAGAGCCGCACCUGGUUUUGGCUCACAAAUCACUGAUGGAAAUCACUGACUAAACACUGAAGUGUGAACGAGGCUUUAUGAACAUAUCUAAUAGAGGAGCCCAUACGGCUUGAGUUUGGUAAACAAGGCUAAAAGUGAACAUCCCCUUAAAGUUAGUUUAUGCUCACAGUAUUUUGUUCACAUUAAGAAUGCAGCACUCCGGUAGCAGAUCAGAUGGAAAUAUCUGGCUUAAAUCUGCAAGUUGAAGGAACAAUAUUUUUAACACAAUUAAAACCUUCAUUGAAAAGAUGAAAGUUUAUUCUCUAAGUUGAAAGAAAUAUUGGAUUUUGAUGCCUCGUUUUAUGUAGAUACAGAAAGUGAUUAUGUAUAUCCAGACUUUUCUGUUAUAUUGUAAGGGAGUCAGGUACUCGGCGAGGAGUUUUUGAACUUUGAUAUUUGGUAUAAUGAAAGAACCAGUCUGAAGCCACAUCUCCUUCCCAGAAUCUCUCGAGACUAGGGUUUGAUGGGUGGGAGGACAACAUGGCUGGUCUAGAAUGCUGCAUAACGUACCAAGACAGUGGACGUCAAGUGUCCUGACCUAGUGAAGUAUGUCAAAGACUUUGGUUCUUGAUCAAUCGAAAGGACUCUUUGCGGAAAUGUCAAUGGUUCCUCAGAGCUUCUCAGGACUACGAGGCGUUCAUAUAUGGCCGAUGUAAAGAAGCCAGCUCUCAAGUGUGCAAUGCCAUUACCUUUUAUAUAUAAUUGUAAUUAAAAUGAUACGGUAAAAUAAC